GUUGCGGUAAGCAGCUGCAUCCGAGCAAGUGACAACGAGAGUCUAAGUAAUAAGCGGCAUAGGCGUAUUGACAAGUGGAUAGCUGCCAUUCUGGUAACAUCUUGACGCAUUCUGCUCCAUCCACAGUCAUGAAGGGGCUAGUCACCCUGUUCGCUGUCGCCUACCAUCCCUUCGUGAAGCAUGUACCCUGGAACGGAUUCUGCCACUCUGAGAGUGGGCCAACUUAAUGGCUACGUGUGAGAUAAUGUGAUGAUCUUGAACUAAGACUGGGGUGGUAUUUCAAUCUAGAGAGUACUCAUAAACAACAGACAUUGUGCAGCUUUAGGACUGGACUAAUAAUCCGAAAACGAAUUGCAUCUAUCAACCAUGUCGCAGACUCAAGUCCAGACUACUACCGCAACACUCACAGUGGAUGCGGUAGACGGUGAAACUCGCCAAAAGGUCUCCGAGAGUGCGAUUGCUGCUGAUGGCUUGAAAUUCACACAAAUUCCUACCUUCGACAACCUUCUACACAAACGUCGGUGGCAGCUCGAGCACAUGGCUGGCGCGUUCCGCGUAUUUGCCCGCAAGGGCUAUACUGAGGGCACCAGUGGCCACAUCAGCGUCAGAGACCCAAUCAACCCAGACACAUUCUGGAUCAACCCUCUCGGAUAUCACUUUGCACUGCUGAAAGCCAGCGACAUGGUGCAUGUCGAUGAGCUCGGAAACGUUAUUGGAGGGAAUCGAGCCGCGAUCAAUGUCGCUGGCUUCAUGAUCCAUUCGGCCAUUCACAGAGCGAGACCAGACGUUCAUGCUGCAUGCCAUACGCAUUCAGUUUACGGAAAGGCUUGGUCAACAUUUGGAAAGCCUCUCGAUAUUGUGAAUCAAGAUGCAUGCAUGUUUUGGAAUAAUCAUGUCGUUUAUUCCACCUUUGGAGGCAUGGUCCUUGAGAAAGAAGAGGGCGAAAGAAUCGCCGCAGCCCUUGGUCCGCGCGCUAAAGCGGCGAUUCUUCAAAAUCACGGGAUCCUUACAGUAGGAGGAACCGUGGACGAGGCCGCAGCAUACUACACUCUCUUUGAACGGGCUUGUCAAAUUCAGCUUCUCAUCGAGUGCACUGGUCUUGAGAAAGUUGUUAUUAGUGACAAGGAGGCCGAAUACACUCAAAAGGCUGGAAUAGACCCCGAGGCACUCUACACAGAUUUCCAGCCGGACUUCGCCUACGAACUCCACAAGUCUAAGGGUCAAUUGCUUAACUAGGGCUGCUGGGGGUCCCUCACUUGGUCUGGAACCAGCAUACUCAACAUGUGAUCUUGAAUAGAUUUCGAUAGCAUCAAAGUCGACAUUUGCCUGAAUCAUUAAGUUGUCGUACUGGAUAUCAUACGCUUGAGUAAUGGUUCCUACUUGGAACAUAGCAAGGUUGUGGCGUUUACUCCCACAAAUCAAUAUUCAAAAGACCGGUUUUAGAAGGUAGACCGGCGUGAAUGUUUAUGAAUAGUAUAUGGCACAACUCUGGCUCCGUUAGAGCCACCAUAAUUUGAUAGCCAUUAAGGGGUGCUGUAAAUAUGUGUGUAUUUUGUGUAAUCG
Messenger RNA from Exophiala dermatitidis NIH/UT8656, 1563 nucleotides. Its product is annotated as L-fuculose-phosphate aldolase. Gene Ontology annotation, molecular function: actin filament binding. The record is from RefSeq and is a predicted model, not a curated record. Lineage: Eukaryota; Fungi; Ascomycota; Eurotiomycetes; Chaetothyriales; Herpotrichiellaceae. Gene Ontology annotation, cellular component: cytoskeleton. The transcript has 4 exons. The coding region runs from base 367 to 1236 and encodes 289 amino acids.